Molecule: messenger RNA, 1081 nt
Organism: Anguilla rostrata (American eel)
Lineage: Eukaryota; Metazoa; Chordata; Actinopteri; Anguilliformes; Anguillidae
Gene: tcf15
Product: transcription factor 15
Exons: 2
Coding region: 188-736 (182 amino acids)
Biological process (GO): regulation of transcription by RNA polymerase II; developmental process
Molecular function (GO): RNA polymerase II transcription regulatory region sequence-specific DNA binding; DNA-binding transcription factor activity, RNA polymerase II-specific; protein dimerization activity
Source: RefSeq, a predicted model, not a curated record
CGUUAUAAGUAGUCUUGUGGACUCCUACGCGUGAUGCUGUCUGGUGUUUCGGUUAUAGUGCCUUGGGACAUGUAAAUGUUAUAUUUGAACAACUAUCAUUUCUUUCAACUUCAAAGAAAAUGCACGCGUAACGUUUUUGCGCAUCUUCCUUGGUUGUUUGUUAGAUUUAAACAUUUUAGCCGUCUCAAUGAUGACAUUUACCAUGAUGAGGCCUAUGGCAACCCACCUCCCCUAUCAUGACUUUGGCAUAAUGUCCGAGGACGAGGAAAAUCGCAGCGAAAGCGACGGUAGCUCGGAUCAAAGCUAUGGAUGCUGCGCCGACAAACGACGGAGGAUGUCCCGCAAGUCAGGAGGAAACAACGUUGUUAUAGUUAAGCAAAGGAAUGCGGCCAAUGCGAGGGAGCGGGACAGGACCCAAAGCGUCAACACAGCCUUCACGGCCCUCCGGACACUUAUACCCACAGAGCCAGUGGACCGAAAGCUGUCCAAGAUCGAAACGCUUCGUCUGGCGUCCAGCUACAUCUCGCAUCUAGCCAACGUACUUCUGCUGGGAGACGGGAGUGAGGAUGGACAGCCGUGUCUAACUGCAGUGUACAGCGCGCAGGGAGAGGGCGAUGUGAAACAGCCUCGGACCAUCUGCACGUUCUGCCUCAGCAACCAAAGAAAAGGGGUGAAGGAUGGUCGAGACUGCUUAAGAAUACGAGGAGUCAGUUCUUUAAGAAUGAGUCGCAGAUAGACGUCCCGAAAAUUCAGCAGUAGCCGGAAUCCAUGUCCACAACUCAGGGAGAAUUCAGAGUGGGCCACGCCGGUCUGAACAGACUUGUGGAGCAAGACGGAACCAGUGUGGAAUAAUAGUGAAACUAUUUCAUUUGGGCCAAGUCAAGCGGGAUAGAAACACUUCUUUCACCAAGAGACCCAAGAUGUUUAUAAUGACCUGUCGCAGGAGCGUCCAAACUUUAUUGCAGAGCAUAAAGUUAUUUUGAAGAGUUUAUUGAUUUUUUUAAAAUCAUUUUUUUUUUUUUUGUGAACAGUUGCCUAUUUGUAUUUCAGUUUAAAAUAAAAAUCUAUUUUUUGCAUAGUG